This is a messenger RNA of Carcharodon carcharias (great white shark), 2798 nucleotides long. Its product is annotated as glutathione hydrolase-like YwrD proenzyme. NCBI's taxonomy places the organism in Eukaryota, Metazoa, Chordata, Chondrichthyes, Lamniformes, Lamnidae. The record is from RefSeq and is a predicted model, not a curated record. Bases 3 to 1532 code for a protein of 509 amino acids. The transcript is spliced from 10 exons.
AAAUGCUUCAGUUUGCCUCUCGCCGAUCACCAGUUGUGUGCACAAGGGGUUGUGCUGCAACCAGCCAGCCGUUAGCUACGGAUGCAGGACUUGAUAUACUGAAAAAAGGUGGGAAUGCUGCGGAUGCUGCUGUUGCUAUGGCAGCAGUCUUGAGUCUUACUGAACCAUUCAGUACUGGCCUUGGUGGAGACUGCAAUGUACUAUUUUACGAUGGUAUAACUAAGAAAGUAUAUGGACUAAAUGGAAGUGGCAGGUCUCCACAAGCACUGACCCUUGAUUUGUUAAAAAAGGAAGGCUUUGUUGAGACGAACCCUUUACCAUUGUGCCAUGCCAACCUUGUCACUGUGCCUGGAGCUGCUGCUGGCUGGUGCGAUACAAUCCGUCUCUUUGGAAGUAAGAAGCUCUCUUUGGGUGAAAUUCUGCAGCCAGCUAUCGAGCUGGCAGAAAGAGGCUUUCCUAUCGCUGAAAUCGCAGCGUUUCACUGGAACAGAGGAGCGAGCAUCCUGCAGAGCCCAGGAAACCAACACGGAAAAGAUCUCCUGCUGCAGGGUAGAAGCCCUAAAUGUGGGCAGAUAUUCAAGAACCCUCUAUUAGCUCAGACCUUCAAGAGAUUGAGGAUCUGGGAGCUUCCUCCAAAUGGACAGGGAAUCACUGCUCUAAUGGCAUUAAACAUGCUGGAGAACUUUAACAUCAAAGAAAUGGGCCACAACAGUGCAAAUUACAUUCACCUGCUGACUGAGGUACUGAAGCUCAGCUUUGCCGACAGUUUCUGGUUCUGCACUGAUCCAGCCAAGGUCAAGGUGCCCCUGGAAGAGCUGCUUUCAAAGCAUUACAGUAAACAACGCUCGGAGCUCAUCAACAUGCAAAGGAUAAACAGCCAGUCUAUCCAUGGCAACCCUUGUGGGACUGGUGGUGACACUGUUUACUUUACAGCGGUGGAUGCGGAGGGAAGUGCCUGCUCUUUCACCAAUAGCAACUACUCGAACUUUGGCACCGGACUUGUACCAGAAGGCUGUGGAUUUGCCUUACAAAACAGAGGCGCUGGUUUUUCGCUGAGCCCUGAGCACCCAAAUUGCCUGGCACCAGGAAAGCGGCCCUACCACACCAUCAUCCCCGCCCUUGCCACAUCUGCUGCCACUGGACAAUUUGUGUGUAGCUUUGGGGUGAUGGGUGGGUUCAUGCAACCUCAAGGCCAUGUGCAGGUAUUGCUGAACAUGCUGGAGUUUGGGAUGAACCCACAAGAAGCACUGGAUGCUCCUCGCUUUUGUGUGGAAUGUGCAAAAUCAGAUGGUACCUGGAAGCUCUCAUUGGAAGAGGGGAUCUCCCAGUCUGCCACACAGGACCUGAUAGCAAGAGGUCACAAUGUCCAUUGGCCAGUUUGUGGACAUGACAGGUCUCUGUUUGGACGUGGUCAGAUUAUCACCAAGGGACCAUGGUGGGAAUCACAGCGUGCCCUUGUGGCUGAAGAUAGCCAAAAAGUAUUAUGGGCUGGGUCUGAUCCUCGAGCAGAUGGUUGCGCAAUUGGAUUCUAGGUUAUUUUGCAAAUAUGAUUUAGGAUGAAUUUAGGAUUGGUAUUGUAAUGUUUAGUUGAUCAGUCCUGGGUUUAUCUCAUUGAAUGUUAUUGUUUUAUGUGCUCCUCAUCACCUUGAGAGUCGUGCAUGAUAUGAAAUUAAGCUUUAAGAAGAAAGAGAGAGAGCGUAGCGUUGACAUCGCGCGUUAUCACGUCUCAAAGAAAGGUACCAAAGUGUAUCAACAUCAAAUGAAUUGCUUUAAAGUGUUGCAAACGCUGAAAAUCAGGGCAAUACAGCACCAUUUUUGUGCACAUGUGGCAACAUAACAGCAGAAAACACUUGAGAUUAAUCACAUCGAAUUUUUAUUUAACCAGCGUAUUUCUACAUACAAGCAUACAAAUACGAUGUUGGUAUGUAGCAAUGUGCUGGUUAAAUAAAAUUUCUCGUUAUUCUUUAAAUCUUACGGUCCAGAAUGGGUUUGGUGAUUUCCAAAAUAGAAGCUAAAAGACUCUUGUGAAGAGCGGCUCCAGUUACGAAGUCAGCAAGAAGCACUCGACACAAAUUAUUCUACAGUGAGAAGCUAAGGUUGAAAGCCCAAGAACUAUCUGGAAGAAUGCUAGUUUGAGAAGACCAGAAGAGAAAUUAAGCUAUAUUAAGAUGAUGUGCUUAGGUGAUGGCAGCUUUGGUUCGAAAAGCCCACAACAUGGUGACGAGAAAGAGGAAAGGAGUUCUGAAGACUUGGGAAAGAGUGAGCUGGAGUGGGAGACUGUGCAUAGAGUCUUGACUUCAGUGCCUUCCCAGUCAUGGGCACUGAAGAGAAUCGAAAAGCAAUAAUGUUGUGCCAGCCUAUUUUUUCUUGAUAGAUAAUGGGCUAGAUUUUUGCGUUGAACAUGAUGGUGAGGCUGGCUGUGCUCACUGUGGAUGUGGAGCAAAUUGAAAAGCAACUUCCGGAGUCUGCGCACGCGCAGUUAAACAUGGAAAUCCGAAAGUUGCCGGUCUGAGUUACCCUGUUCCUCUAUAGGCUGCCCUAUAAUAGAACCCCGCCAAUAAAAGAGGCAUUUGAAUCUGUGGAAGGACAUGAAGCUGCUGCACAUUUCCAGCGGUUACCCAUGAAAUAUGCCAGACAAAGUUGUGAAUUUUUAUCAGCAUGAUCAGUGAUAAUUAUUGACAUACAAAUUCUCUGGCAGUGAAAAAUUAAAAGUACAAGUGUGGAUUCUCAGUCCUUUAGAAUUAAAGUGCUGUUAGAGAUUUUAUGAAAAUAAAAAUUAAACAUUUUUUAAUACUUUU